Molecule: messenger RNA, 4986 nt
Organism: Leucoraja erinaceus (little skate)
Lineage: Eukaryota; Metazoa; Chordata; Chondrichthyes; Rajiformes; Rajidae
Gene: trabd
Product: TraB domain containing
Exons: 11
Coding region: 286-1398 (370 amino acids)
Source: RefSeq, a predicted model, not a curated record
UCCCUCAAUUCCAGUGGCACUUUCUUUGUGACUCGCCGUCUCUUCGAAGUCUCCAGUCGUCUGCAAAUGUCCACGGUCACCUGUGAUUUAUCCCACAACUAAUAAUAACUAACAGUGCCAUAGACUUGCGGUGGAAUCGAUAUGGGAGAAUAAUACCGAUGGUGAUGAGGCUUCACGUCUGCCACUAUCAGUAUCCACUUGUUUCGGUGGCAUCUUUACGGCACCUGGAUAAAUUUGCGUGUGCUAGGUGUAAUUGCUACUGUGUGACUGAGGAGUAAUCCAGGGAUGGAGGAAGACCAGCACAACGCAGAUGCAAGCCCAACGCCAUCAGCAGUAUUUGACGAUGAUUCACACAAUAUGUCCGAUAUUCCACAAAACCUGUCAGAUGAAGAUGCUUUUAAACUUUUGUGGGAAAUGAAGAUGCGAAAAAGGCAGGGGAAGCCAAAUCUACCAGACACUGUCACUGAACUCAGCACAGAAGAUGGUUGUAAGGUGUACCUGGUUGGCACAGCCCACUUUAGCGAGAGUAGCAGAAACGAUGUUGUGAAGACUAUUCAAGAAGUGCAGCCAGAUAUAGUGGUCGUAGAACUAUGUCAGUACAGAGUCUCCAUGCUCAAAAUGGAUGAAAAGACAUUACUUAAGGAAGCCAGAGAAAUCAAUCUGGACAAGUUACAGCAAGCUAUAAAACAGAAUGGAGUAAUGUCUGGAUUGAUGCAGAUGCUGCUAUUGAAGGUCUCUGCUCACAUCACAGAACAGCUGGGCAUGGCCCCAGGGGGUGAAUUCAGGGAAGCCUUCAAGGAGGCUGGAAAAGUGCCUUUCUGUAAGUUUCACCUUGGGGACAGGCCCAUCCCUAUCACCUUUAAAAGGGCCAUUGCUGCACUUUCACUCUGGCAGAAGGUCAAAUUAGCCUGGGGUCUCUGUUUCUUGUCUGAUCCCAUCAGUAAAGAUGACGUAGAAAAGUGCAAACAGAAAGAUCUUCUAGAACAGAUGAUGUCCGAAAUGAUCGGAGAGUUUCCUGAUCUUCAUCGAACCAUUGUUGCUGAACGGGAUGUUUACCUAGCCUAUAUGCUAAAGCAAGCCGCAAAGCCAUUAGAACUACCUCUGGCUUUAGGACCUGAGCCCAGUCAACGGAUGCCAUCCGUUGUGGUGGGAGUAGUUGGAAUGGGUCAUGUGCCAGGAAUUGAGAAGAACUGGAAUAAUCUAUUAAACAUUCAAGAAAUAAUGAGUAUUCCUCCGCCAUCUUUAGCGACUAAAGUAUUGAAGUUUUCCCUUAAAACAACUGUUAUUGGACUUGUGGGUUAUGGCUGCUACCGCUUGGGAAAAGGGACCAUUAAGCUGAUGCUGUCAAGGCCAUUAGUACAGACUUACCUCCAUAAAUAUACAAAUCAAAUAUUCUAACUGAAAGAAAACAUUUUGAAGACCUUCUACUUGUUGUUUGAGAAGAGCUGAAGGAAAAUAUGCAGGAAUCUUUGUAUUUUCCCUUGUUUACUUUACACUUUGAAUUCCGUAUCAGACAUGAUUCGUAACAUGGAUAAGUUCUGCUCACUGAAAAGCUACACCAUCUGCGAGUGGGAAGAAAUAAACAUCAUAAAAUGUACUGAUUCCAUGUUAUCUAAAAAUGUCUAUUUUAAUGCAGUAUAUCUGAUCUGUGAAUGGCUUGAACUUAAUCCACAAGUCACUAUUUUAAGCCUAUCGGUUUGGGGAUAGAUGUGGAAGAACGUAGAAAAAUUACAAAUUCAUAUUUUGAAAUUUUGCAAUAUUACUACUUUCAUUUAAUGGAACAUCAAUGGACCUAUGGUUACUUUAAAAUCAUGUUCGGAUGCCACUGAGCCAAUCGUGAUUAUCUGAGAUGUCCAUUACAACUGAAACUGCACAAAACUCAUACAUUUUAAGAUUUUUAUGUAUUAUCCAUAAGGUAGCACCUGUAUGGUUUACAGUUGAUAAUGCAACCAGUAGAAUUUAGAAACAUUUGUUAACUCUUAUUUUGAAAGGUGGUGGAAUUCUAUUAAAAUAAGUAUUUAAAAUUAUUUAUGAUUCACUCAUUCAAACUACGUGCAUUCACAAUUUAUUUUGGGUUCCCCUCUGAAAGUUUGCCAUUUCACAAUGCAUUUCAAACGGAGGGGUAGACUUCUUCCCUUUCCCACUCCCUCCCUCCACUUCCUAGAUUUAGUCUCCAGAUCUCUGAAGGUAUUGACACCUUGCAGGCAGUGCCCUAUAAUUGCUGGGUACUUUCCCUUCGUUUGGUUGAUUUUUCCAAGAUUCAAAUUGGGUAUGUCGGGGAAUUUUCCAAUGAAGGAGCAUCAUUGGCCUUGAUAUAUAUGCAGGUUUCCAGCUGCCUGGUAGAUUGAAUUCCUGUUUCCAUCCCGCAAAUGCUUCAACUUUCUGAGUCAUUUGAAAUUAAAACCAUGUAAUGCAACUAAAUGACAUUAUCUACUUUUAAUGCUUUACUCCUAUUGCCUUGUUUUCAAGUGAUUGUAGUUUUCCUAAAAGCCAGUUAAAUGCCAAUUCGUGGCCGACAUAAAUCUGAUUAAAGAUAAAUUUAUCCAUUGGACUUGGGAACAUAAACUUUGAAGUGUUUUUAUGUUAUAUCAUGCUACAUUCAAUUUUAUUUCUAGACAGUGAUAAAACAUAACUUGUUGCUGUUUGGUUUGCAAGAUUUGCUGAAUCUUGUAAAUUACCUUAUUCUGAAUUUGUACCUCCGUUAAAUAUGUUUUCAAAUCAUUCAAGUAAUGUAGCAAGAUUCACCUUAACAAUGUAGAUUAUGUGCACUUUUGUGAAUCAGCAUUACCUUGAUGGUGCUUGCUAGGCUGCUAUUGCUUCACAUGUGCAGAUCUAGUGUCACCUUCAGCAGCAAAACAUUACCAUCUGAAUGUCUCAAUUGCCAAUUGUGCUGAAAAGAAAGUAAUUUAUAAUUUCCUUGUCAGAAUUGCAAAUUACAUCUGAGCAAUGGAAUUGUGUGUGGGUAAUACAUAGAUAUAACCAACCAUGCAAUUUUAUUAACAAGUAAAGGGCUCAAUUCGUUUUUAUUUAGCUUUUGAAUGCUUAGGAAAUGUAAAGUGCACCUUGAUGCCUUUUGGGGAGGUGGGUGUAAGUUGUAUGACAAACACCUGGUGUAUAUCUGGUAUAACUUAUCUAACAAUUUUGUUUUGAUUCAAAGUGUCAGGGAAAUGGGGAGAGUGAAAAUAAUGUAGUGGAAAUGCAUGUUUGCAUUUGGAAUCUGAAUGUAUUACAAGUGCGUCUCAUGUUAAAAUAACUGCCACAUAAUCUGUUGAUUUGAAUCUGAGACUUUAACCAUAUUGGUGUAUAGUUUUGUUAAUCAGAUCUGAAGCAGAAAGCGUCAGCGGGUUUAAGUAUAAAAUCACAUGGAUCACAAAAGCAUUUGAAGUGUUACUCAAAAGCCAUCGUGUUUGAGUAUCUUUUGAGAAGUCUUUCAUUCUGAUGGAAUGCAGAUACUUCCUCUGCGGUUCUCGUAAAACAUUUUCAGCAAAUGAAAUGCUGCUUUCAUAUCUGCUUGUUUUAAUGGUACUAUUUAAUUUCCUUGAAAAUAAAACUAAAUUAAAUGUGAAAAGCAUGUAAUUUAAGAUGAAGAUAGAUACAAAAUGCUGGAGUAACUCAGCGGACGGGCAGCAUCUCUGGAGAUAAGGACUGAGUGAUGUUUCGGGUCGAGACCCUUCAUCAGAGUAGUCAGAAGGGUCUCAAUCUGAAAAGUCACCCAUUCCUUCUCACGAGAUGCUGCCUGUCCCGCUGAGUUGCUCCAGCAUUUUGUGUCUAUCUUCAGUUUAAACCAGCAUCUGUAGUUCCUUCCUACACAUGUAAUUUAACACGCCUGUUCACUCCCACAGAAAAGGCUUUGUUUGAGUUCUAAUUUUGUCAAACUAAAUACUCUAGCUGGGCACGCAUGUUGUGAUUUUAGUCAGUAUUUAAAGACCGAGAUGAGCUGUGUCUCGUGAUGCACUAAAUAGAUUCAUAACUGAAUUCAAUUGAACUGAAAUUGGGUGUUCAGUAGUGCCUAUAUGUAAAUAAUCACAUCCUGCUUCACAUGUAACUGCAAUUUUUACUAACAAUGAUUUCUGUUAUUUUGAAGCUUUCUGUGCCUGCUCUUGCUGGAUAUUUUUCUAUACAGCAAUUUAGAUUCACCAUGAAAACUUUUUAAAAAUUGCAAAUCUAUCCAUAAGUAAAAUUUGAUACUGAACAUUCUUUUUCCAUAUAGCCUCAUGUUGCUCAUGCAAAAUGUAAGCGUCAAGAGUUCAGCAAGCGUUUGUCUAUUAAUUGUCAAAAUAGUAUUCUUGCACCAUACUUUUCCAGUAGAAAAUGUACAUUUAUUAUAAAAUGACAAGAAUAAAGUGGGCCUAUUCCUGGCUGACAAAAAUUAAUGAAUGUAUUCAUGUAUGUAUUAUACAUUUGAGUUAAAUUCAAAAUCUAUUUGGCAAAGCUAGGAAACUAGGAUAAUGCACCAUAAUGUUGAUCUGAUCACUGGAUUUGGCAGUGUUAACAGUAUUUAAGUCUCACACUGUUCCAAAUGGUAACUACUUUUAACACUACCUAUAAAUUAUAAAAAAUGUGGGGUACAGCAAAUUUUAAAUUCCAGCAUUGUUAUUUCUGUUGCUGAGAUUGCUUGCUGAAAUACAUAUUUUUGCGAUAUCAUUCCUUAAAGUUAUUUUUAAUGUACCCCCAAAAAUUAAUUUUUCAGUUACCUAUUGUGUGAAAAUGCCUCGCAGGGCCUAAUUUCUGCGUCUCAAGUAUUGUACUUCUAUUUAAAUGGAAUCUUACACUCUCAUUUAUUUGAACUAUGUUGUUCAAGGUUUCCUGGCAUCAUGCUGUGGAUUAUGUCGUUUCUGUACCAUGUCUUUCCGUUGUAAUAUAAAUUUGAAACAUCUCCAUAUUCAAUUUCUGUAGGAUUGUGCCUUUUAAACUGCUGAGCAUUCUGAGAUAUUGGAGAUCAUGAUGGUAACAUUAUUGUAAGAAUAAAGUUUUGCAGAGAUUUUA